Molecule: messenger RNA, 849 nt
Organism: Phytophthora nicotianae INRA-310
Lineage: Eukaryota; Oomycota; Peronosporomycetes; Peronosporales; Peronosporaceae
Exons: 2
Coding region: 1-849 (282 amino acids)
Source: RefSeq, a predicted model, not a curated record
AUGAGCUGGCAACAGAAUGCGGUAAAGCAGCGCACAUUUGGGACCCCAAGAUGCCUGGAAGAGAGAGAUUCUGGCUCUCCGAGUGGAGACAGCAGGAUCCUUCGCUACAUCAAGACACUUACAAGUCACCAGACGAAUGCCAAGCAACAACGAAUGGAUCAGUAUCUGCAGAAGGUCAAACAUACGCACCCGACAGAGGACGUGAAAGGCUUGAAACCUCUUCGGUACUCAACGACGACGAAUGAGCGCCAAAAUGCAUCCGCCCCGACGUUUAGAGCUCCAGCGACGAGUAUGUGGAAGGAAGCGAUACCAAGAGAGCAACAAAAGCUGUUGGAAUCAAAUAAAUCUAGUUAUCGGCGACCGAAGCGUUCGUGUGACGGAGAUCAAGGCAACAGACAGAUGAAGAAGGCGAAGCGAGCACCUACCAAGCAGCAGGUCGCGGCGGUUGACGCAUUGGAUCGAUUUAGGCUCAAAAGUACCCCGUUGCAGAUCAAGUCACAGACAAGGGGAGAGAUUUCUGGUAGCAAGAUAUCCCAGCACACUACACUACCGGCUGAUGCUCAACACAUUAAACUCCAAGUCGCCGCCACUCAACCACAAAUGCCACUAAAGUCUAAGCUUGGCAAUGCUAACGUGAAUAACCGCGAAGUGACGCGUCCCGUUCAGCCGUCUCCAGCCAAGGAAUCUAUAGCUCGUCCAGUUGCACCUCCAGCUCGUGACGAGUGGGCCAACUCAAACCAACACGCCAGUUUCCUGCCAACAGAGACACAAACCCUCGACUCUGAGCAGGAAGACUUCGUUACCACUUUCCACCAUCUAAGCGCCAUCAUGGAGUCGAUUUACUUUUGA